Molecule: messenger RNA, 920 nt
Organism: Cuscuta campestris
Lineage: Eukaryota; Viridiplantae; Streptophyta; Magnoliopsida; Solanales; Convolvulaceae
Source: the annotation of a GenBank genome assembly
UAUACAAACAAAUAAUAGUAUAAUUAAAUAUUUAAAGUUAAAAAAAUUAAAGAAAAUACCUUAAAGAAGGCGAGCAAGGCACGCCUGGGGUAGAGGAGGCGAGGGAAAACGACGCAAGACACGGGGCCUAGGGAAUGUGGCAGCAGGGCACGAGGCGGCAGCAAGCACGACAACGGCGAGCCUGGGAGUUGACGACGACGAGGCAAUAGCAACGGCGAGGCGACGACGAUGGUGAGGCUAGGCAACAACGGAGAGAGUGAGGUGGACGAGGGCAAAGUGGAGCAGGGCACGAGGCAGCAGCAAGCACGACGACGACGAGGCUGGGAGUUGACGAGUGUGAGGCUAGGCAACAACGGCGAGGGUGAGGUGGACGAGGGCGAAGUGGACGACUGCGAGGAAGAAGACUGUGAUGGCGACAACGAGGCGGAAGACGGGGAGGAGAUGGGCAACAACAAUGGCGAGGAACACAGCGAGCACGACGAAGAAGGGUUUGGAGGUUUUUUUUUUCAAAAUCGCAUUCGGAUCAGCUUCAUGGUUGCAUCCUCUUCUCUAGAUCUGAGCAUGCCCUCAUUUCGCUUGCUCUCUGAUAGCGAUGAGAACCAACCUAAGCCUCAUCUUACUCAGAAAUCUUUGAGCAAGCGCAAACGAUCCAUAGCUGCCUUGAAACGUCAUGUUGAUCCGCUUCCAUCAAGUUCAUCUGACACUGAUCCUUCGUGGAAUUUCUGGAAAAAAUACCUAGGGGGUGAGCAUCUCCCAGAUGGAAUUGAGUGGGGAUCAGAUCUGGAAGAAGAUUCAUCAGAUCUUGAGUCUUCAUUCAACACUGAUGAGAUUUGAGAAAUGAGCUCGGAAACAGAGGUGUUGUUGUCCGAGCCAGUAGGAAGUCCAUCCAAAAUUGAAAGAUAUAAACAGAGUAAUGUUCU